Messenger RNA from Stegostoma tigrinum, 4936 nucleotides. RefSeq names its product NLR family, CARD domain containing 3 (gene nlrc3). Gene Ontology annotation, biological process: regulation of apoptotic process; negative regulation of canonical NF-kappaB signal transduction. Gene Ontology annotation, cellular component: cytosol. NCBI's taxonomy places the organism in Eukaryota, Metazoa, Chordata, Chondrichthyes, Orectolobiformes, Stegostomatidae. The record is from RefSeq and is a predicted model, not a curated record. The coding region runs from base 115 to 3408 and encodes 1097 amino acids. Gene Ontology annotation, molecular function: protein binding. The transcript has 18 exons.
AUCAUCAUUGUCCUGAUUGGAACUGGCAGCCCAAAGCUUGACAAAUAAUGUCUCAGGGCUUUGGAAAAAGCCCCUUGCACCUUUCAAAGUUGUAGCUGCUGUGUGUGUGAGAUAAUGGAAGGUAUUUGGAUCAACAGAUAUCGGAAGCAACUGGUAAAAUCCAUCAGCGGGCCCUUUCUGGAGACUAUAAUCCGUUACAUGAAGAGGCAGGAUUUGAUCAGUGCUGAAGAAGUGAAUCAGAUUCAGGAACUGAGUACCCUAUCAGACAAAGUAAAGGCAGUCAUUGAUGUUCUAGCUGGUAAAGGGAACACAGCCUCUGAAUCGCUGCAGACCUUUAUAGAAACCACUAACUCACAGCUGUAUCUUUCCAUUACCAUUUAUGAGCCAAUGGUACAGAAACAUAUCGAGGUUUUGCAGAACAAGUUUGGGAGUGGGAAUGACAUCAGCGCAAUGUGUGAGAAGUCCUCCCUGGAAAGACUGACCAAUCUCCUGCUCAUUGAUGGGCUGACGGACAUCCAACAGAAAGAACAUGAUGUGAUGCAAACUGAGGCCACCAGAGGGAUGAAGAACAGCCCAAAACAUAUCCCAUUGGAAAGGCUCUUCCUUCCCCUUUCAAAGGUUAACAUCCCACCACGUAUUUCAGUAACAGUUGGGGUGGCUGGAAUUGGUAAAAGCACUUUGGUGAAAAUAUUGGUGUACAAAUGGCUGAAGGGGGAGUUGUACAGAGAUGUAUCUUUCAUAUUCCCCUUCAUGUUUCGAGAACUGAACUCCUUUGAAAGAAUAUCUGCAGAAAAGCUGCUGAAGUUGACCUUUCCCCACAUCACUGAAACCAACCACAUCCUGAAUGGGACAGCAAAGGUGGUGCUUAUCUUUGAUGGUCUGGAUGAAUUCAAGUAUCCACUGGAGUUUUCAAACUCCCAGAUAUGCACUGACCCAAAAAAAGACAUCCAAAUCGACAACUUAAUCACCAACAUAAUACGGGGUACCAUCUUUUCCCAGGCAACUGUCUGGAUCACUUCACGCCCAACAGCAGCAGGUCAAAUUCCAACUGGACUUGUGGACAGAAUGACAGAACUCAGGGGCUUUGGGGAAUUGGAGAUUAAGGACUUCUUAGAAACACUGUUUGAAGAAAGAACAAUGGCAAUGCAGGUCUUUCUGUGUAUAAAGGCCCAUAAAUCGCUCUACAUAAUGUGCUCUGUCCCGGCCUUUUGUCUGAUGAUUGGGCUGUCCCUUGCAUACUACCUCAGAAUCAGUAAUGAUGGUCUUAAGGCUGGGAAUUUCCCAAGGACAAUGACAGAAAUCUAUACAUACUUCUUCAAAAUGAUUCUCAAUGGGGACUGGCAGGAAAAGGAACAGGAGGCACUGAAGAUUGGACAAACAUUUAGUAAUAACAAGAAACUAAUUAUUAACCUAAGUAAGCUGGCAUUUUAUGGGUUAAUCAAGCGGAAGUUUGUUUUCUAUGAACAGGACAUGAAGGCAUAUGGCAUUGACCUCACUUCACUACAAGGGAGCAUGUGUACUGGGAUCUUUGGCAAGGAUGACUCCAAUAUCUGUACAGUUUACUACUUUACACACAUAACCAUACAGGAGUACCUAGCUGCCAUUUAUUAUUACACAGCAGCCAAAAGGGCCAUAUUUGACCUCUUCACUGACAGUGCUAUGUCUUGGCCCAAGAUAGGCUUCCACAACCAUUUUAAGAAUGCAAUCAGUAAGUCCCUUCAGUCAGAAGAUGGUCAUUUGGACAUAUUUGUGCGAUUUCUUUCUGGGCUGCUCUCGCCAGAAGUGAAUGGAUUGCUGCAAGGCCUGCUCCUGACAAAGGAUGAGCAAAACAGCUACCGAGCACCAGUGAUGCACCACCUGCAAUGCUGCCUCAACACCGACUACAUCAUCUCCUCACGAACGGUCAACAUAAUGCACUGCCUCAAUGAGUUGCAGCACACUGAGAUUGCAAAAGGGGUGGCAGAUGCCCUACGAACAGGGAGUCUGGCUGGGAGACUGACACCCAUAAACUGCUCUGCUCUGGCCUAUCUCCUGCAGGUAUCUGAGGAAUGCAUGGAAGAGACCAAUCUCUCCAACUGCCUGAGCUAUAACAUCUUCAAGAGCUUGCUCCCCCGUCUACUGUAUUGCCACAACCUCAGGCUGGAAAACAACCAGUUCAAUGACAAUGUGAUGGAUCUACUGGGCAGCUUGUUGAGUGCUAAGGACUGCCAGAUCAAAAAGAUUAGUUUAGCUGAAAACCUAAUUGGCAACAAAGGAGCAAAAGCAAUUGCACGGUCAUUGAUGGUGAACAGGACUCUGGCUGCAUUAGACCUUAGGAGCAAUUCGAUUGGUCACAAAGGAGCAAAAGCAUUUGCAGAUGCCUUGAAGAUAAACCAGGGUUUGGUCUCAUUGAAUCUUCAGAAUAAUUUUGUGGCUGAAGAUGGGGCAAAGUUCACCGCAGAAGCUCUUCAUGUGAAUCGCAAACUAACAGUAUUAAACCUUCAAAAGAAUUCCAUUGGCCAUGAAGGUGCCAAGCGGAUUGCAAGUGCCUUAAAGCAUAAUGGGAUCUUAAAGGAACUCAUUUUGUCCAGCAACAGCAUUGGUGAUAUUGGAGCUGCUGCCAUAGCUGAAGCCUUGAAAGUGAACAGAAGCCUCAUAACACUCAACCUCCAGAGUAAUUCCAUAAGUAACAAUGGUGCCACUGCCCUAACCGCAGCUCUCAAACUGAAUGAAGGCCUCAUCAACCUGAACCUUCGAGAAAAUUCUAUUAGCCUCAAUGGUGCAAGGGAAAUUGCGAAUGCACUACGUGUGAACAAGGUGCUUAGGACCUUGGAUUUAACAGCGAACUUGUUACAUGAUGAAGGAACAGCAGCAAUUGCGUCAGCUAUUCGAGAAAAUCAAACUCUUUCCUCUCUGCAUCUUCAGUGGAACUUCAUCAGUUCAGAAGCUGCAAAAGCUUUAGCUCAAGCACUACAGUCCAAUCACAGCAUAACCAGCCUUGACCUUCAGGAAAACAGCAUUGGAGAUGAAGGGAUCAUCGCUCUUUCAGCUGCACUCAAAAAUAACUCAGUGCUGACCUCUUUAUACCUACAGGGGGCGUCAGUGAGUGUGAGAGGUGCAAAGGCCUUGGCUGAUGCUUUGCUGGUGAAUAACAGCUUGAUGACUCUGGAUCUCCGAGGAAACAUGGUGGGUGUAGCUGGGGCAAAGGCAAUCGCUAAUGGUCUGAAAGUCAACAACAGCCUCCAAACUCUCAACCUUCAAGAAAAUUCCUUGGGACUUGAUGGGGCAAUGUGCAUUGCAAUUGCUUUGAAAUACAACCGCAGCCUCAGCCACAUCAAUCUCCAGGGCAACAGGAUUGGAGAAUCGGGGGCAAAGGUCAUCGCUGCUGAAAUAAGAAGCAAGUCACCGCAAUGUGUUGUUGAAAUAUGAAUUAAGAAUAGUCUGUGUUGGAAUCCAAGCAGUAUUGACCAGCUCAGAGUACCGUCUUCCUUCCCUAACACAUUCCAUUGCACUCAAAUGCUUUGUACAUUUUGAGCUGAUCACUGGACAGGCCAUGAUGCCUCUGCUAGGUGGGCACAGUGUGGUGAUCCCCAUUACUUCAGACUUUCUGAGACAUUUGCAGAAGGUGGUGUCCACCUCGUUUUUAUUUUCUACCCCCCCCCCCCCCCCCAACAAAAACCACACAUGGAUACUAAUGAGUAUAAGGAUGUUCCCAUUGACAGGAGUGGAUAACAUCAGUGAAGUGACUACACAUGCAAUAAUUAUUUCAAAUUCAAUCCCUGUGAAAAGGUUAACCUAACAUUGUUCCAAAUGCAGCCUAUAACAUUUUGUUUUCUGUUUUCACCUGUCUGAAUAAUUUAACUUAUUGGACUGGGCAAUGUAUGACUGGUGCUGAUGCUGUUUGUAGCCCCAAGGCGUCAAAAGCAUAGGAACAGUGUUUUAACACCACAAACCCAAUAGGGUAAAUUGUGGUUAAUUACCAUUCAUAAAUAAAUCUGAAGGAUUAUUUCCCAUUAUCAGCAGUAAUGUUAAGACAAGGUAAACCAUAUGGCGAUCUGAAUUUUUGUUGGAUUAACUUGUAUAGGAAAAAUUGGGAGAAAGAAUAUAAAGAGUAUCAUUUUAAAAAUUUGAGGUGGGGGGCAGUGGAAGAGCAGUAGGAACUGGGGGUAUAUGUACACAUCAUUGAAAGUGGCAGGGUAAGAAUGUCAUGAAUGAAGCAUCAAGAUUCUGGCUUUAUAGGUAGAGACAUAGGUUGAAAAAUAUAAUGAGAAAUGAAAAACUUGUGGUGAAACACUGGUCAGCCUCAACUGGAGUAUUGUGCAAUCCUGGGCAUCACACUUUAGGAAGGAUUUGACAACACUUAGAGGAGUUACAGAAGCUGAGGCUGUUCUUCUUGUGAGAAGAUUGAAAAGAGAUGUGAUAUUGAGACAUUAAAAACUCACUAGGGGUCUAGACACAGUAGAAGCUGAUUGUAUUUGUAGAAAGGUCAAGAUCCAAAGGAUGCAAAUUUACAGUGAUUAGCAAGAAAAACAAGGAAAAGCUUUUUUUUAGACAGUUAGGCUCAGAAUUCACUGCCUGAUAAUAUGGUAGAAGCAGAUUCAAUUCUGGCUUUCAGAAGAAUUGGAUCAUUAUCUGAAGGGAAAACAACGUCAGGCACAAGGACAAAAGACGAGGGAAUUGCUCUGCAGAGAACCAGCAAGGACGUGAGAGGAGUGGCUUUCCCCUUUCUUAUGACCACUUUGUCACCCCGUUGUAAACAAACAUGUUCUCUAACUCCUUAUGGACAAGAUCCACAGGUUUGAGUGUUGCAGACAUUUGCUGUAAUCCUCUGGUCUAUCAGAAGCUAGUUUGUGAUUUGGUUUCCAUCAUCUUCCAUUAAUUGUAACUUUUUGUAAAACUCAGCAUGACCAGUUAUUGUUUGAGGCUGUGCAGAGUAGCAGUGAGUAGGUAGGAGGUU